Molecule: messenger RNA, 2296 nt
Organism: Tachysurus vachellii
Lineage: Eukaryota; Metazoa; Chordata; Actinopteri; Siluriformes; Bagridae
Gene: gpr171
Product: G protein-coupled receptor 171
Exons: 2
Coding region: 513-1487 (324 amino acids)
Biological process (GO): G protein-coupled receptor signaling pathway
Cellular component (GO): membrane
Molecular function (GO): G protein-coupled purinergic nucleotide receptor activity
Source: RefSeq, a predicted model, not a curated record
CUUUGCAUUCUGUCAGGAUGCCUCAUGAAACACAGGACUAUAUGCUGAUUUUCUGUUCCUAAGCUUUAAAGUGAUGAAGUUGUGGUUUUCUUAACGAGAAUUGGAAAGUUUCAGAGACGUCACCACACCACACAGUUUAGAUAACGCCCUCUUUUGUGCUGUAGAAAUGUCAUUUGUGUCAGGCAGCUGAAUUACUUCAGAAACUAUAAAGGAAGUGGUGUUUAACAACAUGCUUGCUGAAGGUGAAAAGCAAUUGAACAUGCGCUUCCGUUCGAUUUAUCAACAGACAGGAUAACAUGUCUGGUUUGCUAGACAGCUUUGCACCACUUCCUUCCAUAAGUCUGGAUCACCUUUGCUCAGAUUCAUUUGUCUGAGUCCUGUUAGGUACAAGCUUACAACAAAGAAAGUCUACAGUCAACACUUUCUCAAGAUUGUUAUGACAUCAGCCCAUCCAACACAGUGGAUAAAUUGUGACACAAUCUAAGUUUUUUCUAAAACAACUCUUUCCAAAAAUGGAGCAUACAGCAGAUCCCAUUAUGAAGGAUGAAAACUGUGUGGUAAAUGACAAGAUGGUGCCAUUUGCCACAUUCUACAUCAUUAUCUUCUUGAUAGGCAUGGCUGGCAGCCUGGUGGCACUCUGGGCAUUUAUACACAGUAGAAACGUCAAGAAGUGCAUGAAUGUCUACCUGAUCAACCUUCUGACAUCUGACUUCUUGCUGACAUUGGCGCUACCAGUAAAGAUCGCUAAAGACUUUGGUGUGGAAUCUCAGAGACUAACAAUUUUCCACUGUCAAGUCAGUUCACCACUCAUCUACAUCAACAUGUAUGCCUCCAUCAUAUUUCUGGCUUUUGUCAGCGUACAACGUUAUCUUCAGAUUACCCAGAGCUCCAAGCUGUUCCGUCUACAGGAGGUUGGCUUUGCCCUGGUCAUGUCGGCUGUAGUUUGGGUUCUGGUGCUCUUCAUCAAUGUCCCUAACAUGGCUAUCCCAAUCAAGGACAAGAUUUCUAACAGCACUUUAAUAACAUGUAAAGACAUUAAGCAGGAUGUUGGCAAACACUGGCACACACUCUCUGUUUUUCUGGGCAUGGCAAUUUUCCUGAAUGCCUCUGUUGCUGUGCUUUUGUCCAAUGGCCUUGUACUUAAACAGUUUUGGGGCAAACGUGGAGGAGACCCUCAGGAACAGGCCAGUGCUCACCAUGCAACUGUCAAUAUCGCCAUGGUGACAGUGGCUUACGUUGUCUGCUUUGUGCCAUAUCAUGCAGUUCGAAUGCCUUAUACGUUUACACAGAAUGAGAUAAUCACUGACUGUGGUGUUAGGAAGCACUUAUUCCUAGCAAAAGAGUCCACUUUGCUUCUGGCCAUCCUAAACCUGUGCUUUGAUCCAGUGCUGUACUUUUUUUUCUGCCCCUCAUUUAGACACCAGAUCACACAGGUUUUUACUAAAAGGAGAAGGGUAGAAAGAAACCCAGAAUCUGUCCUAGAUUAAAAGCUACAACUGCAGUUAGUUUCAUAAUUUUGAAGAAUAGAUGUCAGACAAAAUUACAAUAAUAAAAAAAACAUGUGAAACCAGUUGCUGAACAGGAUGUCAGGGUCUACAAAAACCCUUUCAAUACCCAGAUGCCAGAUAUGUACAAGGGAUACUUCCUUUGCUAUACUUAUAUAUUCGCUCACAUAAAUCAGAAAUGUCUACCAAAAAAAUACCUAAGAAAAUGACAGAAUUUUGUAUGUAACUGUUUUUUUUUAUUUUAAAUCUAUAAAAGGUACAAUUUAAAGCUAUGCUGCCUUCAAAGUAUUGAAGACCAAUAUUAAAUGGGAAAAUCUUGUUUAUAGCAUUGCACUAUAAGUAAAUUCUUUUCAACAAAUCUACAUAUUAAUAUUUCUGUUAAUAUAUACAGGUUUUGCAGUUUAUUUUGCACAAAUGGAAUUAGUUACUCACAUUAUGUACAAUUAAAUAAUCCUGAGAUUUCACAGUUUUAUAAGAAAUUAAAAUAUAAGAAAUUAAAGUAAUUCCUGCUUUGCUGAUUAUUUGUUUUUGGAAUAGGCCGUGUCAAACACUGAAUUCUAAUAAGACCAAGUGAUGCUAGGAACGUAUUUAUUGUUUUUAGUCUGCCAUUUAUUUUAACCAAUUACCAAGAAAGUCACCACUUUUCUAGAAUAUGAACACUGAAUAAUGCACACAGGGAAAAGCCCUGAGAUGACUCAUGUUUCAGAUUGGUUUCAAUGACACAUAUAUUGUUUUCACUUUUACAUUCAAAAACUGCACCUGAUUUAUAAAUCUUGUAUAUUUACCUUCAA